This is a messenger RNA of Spinacia oleracea (spinach), 1438 nucleotides long. RefSeq lists its product as uncharacterized. The transcript has 8 exons. NCBI's taxonomy places the organism in Eukaryota, Viridiplantae, Streptophyta, Magnoliopsida, Caryophyllales, Amaranthaceae. Gene Ontology annotation, molecular function: carboxylic ester hydrolase activity; lysophosphatidic acid acyltransferase activity. The record is from RefSeq and is a predicted model, not a curated record. The coding region runs from base 55 to 1209 and encodes 384 amino acids. Gene Ontology annotation, biological process: lipid homeostasis; phosphatidic acid biosynthetic process.
AACCAUUUUCGUUAACAUUUUCCAAUUUCCAUUGAAAUAAACUGAGACUUCUUGAUGAACCAGACGCCCAGACUUCUUGAUAAUUCCAAGUUUCCAACUCCAGUUUCUCACACUCCAGAAGGCUUCGCCUUCGCUUACGCCUUUUUCAACUCCUCUUACUUUCGCAUAAAAAUGGCGGCUAUAGUCUACCUCCCUUCACUUUCUCUCUCCAAAACCAUUCCACCCUCCACUAGAAUAACAGUAAAACCACUAGCAAUUCUCAACUCAACUAGGAACAAAAUGGGAGUGCAAUACGAGCUAAAGGAAGGUCAGAAUCGUCAGUUUCACGAGCUCUCGUCUGGGUUAAAAAUGGAGGUAAUUUCCCAGAAAAGGAAGAAAAGAAAAGGGGGUGAAGAGGAGGAGAGAGAAAGUCCGCCACUAGUUUUUAUCCAUGGCAGCUUCCAUGGUGCUUGGUGUUGGGCUGAACAUUGGUUGCCUUUCUUUUCUCAUCAGGGGUUUGACUGUUUUUCCCUCAGCUUGUUAGCUCAGGGUGAAAGUGAUGCUCCUGCUGAUAAGGUUGCUGGUACGCUCCAGACACAUGCAGCUGAUAUUGCACAUUUUAUCAAGAAAGAACUUACAUCUCCUGCUGUUUUGGUCGGACAUUCUUUUGGAGGUCUUAUCGUUCAAUAUUACAUAUCAAGCAUAGGAAACAAGGAAAUGUUAGAUAUGAGAAAUCCGCACCCAGAUCUUGCAGGAGCCGUACUUGUUUGCUCUGUGCCACCAUCGGGUAACAGUGGCUUAGUGUGGAGAUAUCUCUUCUCCAAACCAAUUGCUGCUUUCAAGGUAACUCGCAGCUUAGCAGCAAAAGCUUUUCAGACUGAUUUGCCGCUUUGCAGGGAAACAUUCUUCUCCGAGCAGAUGGAUGACAGCCUAGUCCUAAGGUAUCAAAAGCUGAUGAAAGAGAGUUCAAGACUGCCAUUGUUUGACCUGAAGAAGCUAAAUGCUUCCCUUCCUGUACCUUCAGUGCCUGAGUCUUCUGUUAGAGUUCUCGUUGUGGGUGCUAAAGAUGACUUCAUAGUGGAUGCAAAAGGACUUGAUGAAACGGGCAAGUUCUAUGGUGUCUCUCCAGUUUGUGUUGAGGGAGUUGCCCAUGACAUGAUGCUGGACUGUUCGUGGGACAAAGGUGCCGAUGUUAUUCUUUCCUGGUUAAGGAGUCUCAGCCCUUUGUGAUUGUUUUAAUCAGUCAAACAUUAGUCAACUUUUAAUUGUAUAACACACCAUAGUAGACCAUAGUGAAUUAGUUACUAUUAUACUUUGAUAUAUAUAGUGAAUUAGUGUUCAAAACUCAAAACCAAGCAACCAUUUUGGUGACUUGUAUUAUCUGUUGAGUAGUUCCAACUUCCCUUGCAAACUUUCCUGUAUAGUUUAACAUGAUUAUACGCAUGAAUUGGCCUAUGAA